Molecule: messenger RNA, 2141 nt
Organism: Nannospalax galili (Upper Galilee mountains blind mole rat)
Lineage: Eukaryota; Metazoa; Chordata; Mammalia; Rodentia; Spalacidae
Gene: Dnase1l2
Product: deoxyribonuclease 1 like 2
Biological process (GO): DNA catabolic process
Cellular component (GO): nucleus
Molecular function (GO): DNA nuclease activity
Source: RefSeq, a predicted model, not a curated record
UGGUACCUUAAGGGUGUGUGGGUGUCUCUGGCAUGCUGAUGUACAGCCUCUUGAUGCUGCCCUACCCAGCUGGAUCUGUGACUCCAGCUUCCUCGGCCCUGUCAGGAUGUAAAGUGCUCUUUCUCAAUAUCUGACUGGGGCUGCCAGGGAUUUGGGGAUUGGUCUACAAACCUAGGACUCUGGGUCAGCCUGGCCAGGUGAAGCUUUUCCCUGAGAUGAACUGGAAUUGGAGAAACAGCAGGAGAUGCCAGACCAGGGUAGGGCUGGUCUUUCCUGAUUUGUCAGCCUGUUUCCCUAAGGGGAUGCAGCUCGAGGCAGAUUCUGGGCCAUCUAGUUUCCAAGAAUGAGGCUGGCCAUGAACCUGGCUGCCUCUCAUGUAGUGCUGAGGCUGUUCUGGGAAUCUUCCAGGUGUUUCUGCCAUGGUUCUAGGUCAGUGGAGCUGGCUUAGCAUCUGCCAUGUUCCUUGCUCUUUCCGGUCUUUGUGGAUUGAAAACUAGGAGUUAUGGCAUCUACUCUGUGGAAGGGGUGUGUCCCAGUAUAGUCCAGCCCCUCCCUGGACCAGGGCCUCAUAUACCUGUGGGCGUUUUGGAAUCAACUGCUGUAGGACCAAGACUGCAUUUCAUCUUGGGCCACAACAGUUCCCCAGUCUGGACUCUUGAUUCCCACCUGCCUAGGAUCUGUGAGUUUCUGACAUCACCUCAAUCAUAGCCCAGGUACGUCUAGGGGCUGGGCUGAGCUGAGCUGGGGCAGGAUGGGAAUAGAAUCCUUCCAUUCUUGGAAUGAGAGAUCCUCCCCUCCUUGCUCUGGGAAGACAUGGAGAGUAUAUGGGUGUAGGCCAGCACUGAAUACUAGACGCAGCUGACUAUGCUCUGGCUGGCAUGGGUCAGUGUUACUCAGACAUGCCUGUCCCCAGGCUUUCUACUUUGGUAUGGAUUGGCCCCGGGCCCUAUUAACAGUACUCUGGGCUCUGUGGGCCACUGGGGCUACUGCGCUGCGCAUUGGAGCCUUCAACAUCCAGAGCUUUGCUGACAACAAAGUGUCAGAUCCGGACUGUGGCAGCGUUAUAGCACAGAUCCUAGCUGGCUAUGACAUCGCCCUGGUGCAGGAGGUCCGGGACCCAGACCUGAGUGCUGUCUCCCUGCUCAUGAAGAAAAUUAACAGCGUGUCCAAGCAUGAGUACAGCUUUGUGAGCAGCAAGCCGUUGGGACGAGACCAAUACAAGGAAAUGUACCUGUUUGUCUACAGGAAAGAUGCAGUGUCAGUUGUGGACACGUACCAGUAUCGCGACCCUGAGGAUGCCUUCAGCCGCGAGCCUUUUGUGGUCAAGUUCUCAGCCCUCAGCGCUGGUGAGUUGACUCCGCCCCCAGCCCCGCCCAUUCCAGGCUUAUCGCUCCCCUUACACUCCCCACCUUCCGUAGCCAUGAAGGAGCUGGUGCUGAUCCCGCUGCACGCAGCGCCCCACCAGGCCGUGGCAGAGAUCGAUGCUCUCUAUGAUGUGUACCUGGAUGUGAUUGACAAGUGGAGCACUGAUGACAUGCUGUUCCUGGGUGAUUUUAAUGCCGACUGCAACUACGUGAGAGUGCACGACUGGGCGUCAAUCCGCCUGCGAAGCAGUGAGAUCUUCAAGUGGCUCAUCCCUGACAGUGCGGACACCACAGUAGGCAACUCAGACUGUGCUUAUGACCGAAUUGUUGUAUGUGGCUCCCGGCUGCGGAAGAGUGUGAAGCCCCAGUCAGCCACAGUUCAUGACUUUCAGGAGGAAUUUGGCCUAGACCAGACCCAGGCUCUUGCCAUCAGCGACCAUUUUCCUGUGGAAGUGACCCUCAAGUCUCACUGACAGCUGAAGCAUGGUCAGGACAUACCACCUGCAGAUCCUGACCACAAGGAAUGGUCCCAUAAUGGAUCAUUCAUGGUAGCAGGCCUCCCACUCAUUGAAGAUGCAGGGAAGGAUCAGCUGGUGUGGACCAAUGGCCCUGGACACAUUACAGGAUUACUCAGAGUCAAUGUCCUCAUCUCUAAGAUGGGUUAACACCACCUACCUCAUAGGGUUAUUGUGAGGAGGAGUACCUGUAAAGGGUACCAGAGCAGUGCCUGGCAUACAUCAAUGUACUUAAUAAACAAGCCACUCUUGGCUAGGACUA